AUGGGUUGUAUCCUAUCGAGCUUGGGCUGGCAAUGGAGAGACUCACUAGACCACACAGAAACCUCACCUUUGUUGCCAACACUUAACCUCUCUGAGCAGCAGCAGCAACUACUUGUUGAGUCCUGGAGGCUGAUUCAGCACGACAUUGCCAAAGUCGGGGUUAUCCUAUUCGUCAGGCUGUUUGAGACUCACCCCGAGUGCAAAGAUGUGUUUUUUCUCUUCCGGGAUGUGGAUGAUUUGCAGGCGCUCAGGGCAAACAAGGAUCUAAGGGCUCAUGGGCUGAGGGUCCUGUCCUUUGUGGAGAAGAGUGUUGCCCGGAUAGCAGACUGCGCUCGUCUGGAAGAACUGGCCCUGGAGCUUGGCAGAAGCCACUACAGAUACAAUGCUCCUCCCAGAUAUUACCAGUAUGUGGGAACUGAGUUUAUCUCUGCUGUCCGCCCCAUGUUGCAAGACAAAUGGACAGCGGAAGUGGAGGAGGCAUGGAAGGGCCUGUUUGCAUAUAUCUGCACGGUGAUGGAGAGAGGAUACCAGGAAGAAGAGAGGCGACACAGUGAUGGGAGGAGCCUGAUCGAUGGGCUACAGGGGAAUAAAGGAUUAAUAUAA
Messenger RNA from Xenopus tropicalis (tropical clawed frog), 603 nucleotides. It is a transcript of the gene xgb, whose product is annotated as x globin. The record is from RefSeq and is marked provisional. Lineage: Eukaryota; Metazoa; Chordata; Amphibia; Anura; Pipidae. Gene Ontology annotation, molecular function: heme binding; oxygen binding.